GUGGCCAUUGAAACUUGCGUCAACAUAUGUGGCGCAGCCGAUUACAUCUUCGCCGGUGUCGAAUUCGGCAAUUGUGACUCCGCCCUGCAAAUCCCGAGUCAAGCGGCACCAGUUACAGAGUGUGGUAUCGCAUGCAGCGGAAACGCCAACGAGACCUGCGGUGGUGCUAAUAGGUUAAACAUCUUUAACAAUGGCAAGCCACCCCCAGUGAUUGUACAGAGUGUUAAUACAACGACGGGGAUGUGGCAUUAUCAGGGAUGCUUUACGGAUAGUACGGCGGCACGAACGCUUAGAGUCGGCGUGAAUAUUCCCAGAGGUACCACCGCUGAGUCAUGUACUGCAGCCUGUGCGGCUGCUGAUGGGUUUGUGAACGCGGGUUUGGAAGAUGGGCACGAGUGUUGGUGUGACAACGUAAUCAACAACCCAGCACAACGUACGUCCGACAAUGACUGCCGCAUGGUAUGUCAAGCCACCCACACCGAGUUUUGUGGAAACGCGAACCGCGUCGCAGUAUAC
Messenger RNA from Laccaria bicolor S238N-H82, 516 nucleotides. RefSeq lists its product as uncharacterized. The record is from RefSeq and is a predicted model, not a curated record. The annotation marks the transcript as partial. NCBI's taxonomy places the organism in Eukaryota, Fungi, Basidiomycota, Agaricomycetes, Agaricales, Hydnangiaceae. The transcript is spliced from 4 exons.